UUCAGUCGGCUAAUGGCGUCGCUGUGGUCGUACUUUUCUGGUCAGGAAUCCGAAGAAACUCAACUCACGACAACAACCAUGGCAAGCCUAAUACUUAACGAUGGUACCGUCUAUAGAGGAAAGGUUUUUGGAGCCCAUAAGAGUGUAUCUGGUGAAGUCGUGUUUCAGACUGGAAUGGUUGGUUACCCAGAGUCUCUGACUGACCCAUCGUACCAAUCACAGUUGUUAGUCCUAACCUACCCACUGAUUGGUAACUAUGGUAUCCCAGGCGUCCAGAAGGAUGAACAUGACCUUGAUAAAGAGUUUGAAUCUGAUAAAAUCUGGGCAGCUGGGUUAAUAGUGGGUGAUUAUGUAGAGGAAUACAGUCAUUGGAAUGCUGAAAAGUCUCUCUCUGAUUGGCUGAAAGAGAAAGGAAUUCCAGGAAUCACUGGAAUUGACACAAGAGCUUUGACAAAGAAAAUAAGAGAAGAAGGAAUGAUGUUAGGAAAGAUAGUACUUGAUGGGGUUGAAGCAGACUCUGUCGCCUUUGAAGAUCCAAAUGUACGAAACCUUGUAGAUGAGGUCUCAUGUAAGACACCCAAAACCUACAACCCAACUGGCCAGCCAAGGAUCAUAGCACUAGACUGUGGAAUAAAAACCAACCAAAUCCGCUGCCUUGUCUCAAGGGGUGUAUGUGUCAAGGUUGUACCAUGGAACUAUGAUUUCAAUCCAGAGGUCAAAAAUGGAGAAUUUGAUGGCAUUUUCCUCAGCAAUGGUCCAGGAGAUCCAAGCUUUUCUUUCACAGCUAUUGAGAAUAUAAGGAAGCAUGUCACGGAUAAAAAUGCUAAGCCACUCUUUGGUAUUUGCCUUGGACAUCAGUUGUUAUCUUUAGCUAUUGGAUGUAACAGUUUUAAAAUGAAAUAUGGCAAUCGUGGUCACAACAUUCCCUGUAUUCACCAUGACACAAACAGAUGCUUCAUCACCACUCAAAAUCAUGGCUUUGCUGUCAACGUCGACUCCCUCCCUGACAACUGGUCUCCUUUAUUCACUAACGCUAACGACCAAACAAAUGAAGGAAUAAUCCAUAACACUCGGCCGUUCUUCAGUGUUCAAUUUCAUCCUGAACACAAGGGAGGACCAAGAGAUCUGGAAUGUUUGUUUGAUAUUUUUAUUGAGGCAGUGAAGAGCUUUAAGUCCAAAACAGACCCCGAUAUGACUGUAAAACAGAGGAUAAAGAAGCAGUUUGACUUUGAACCACCAGUGUUCUGCUCUUCAUUAAAAGAAAGACCCAAAAAAGUUUUAAUAUUGGGAUCUGGUGGUCUGUCAAUUGGACAGGCUGGGGAGUUUGACUAUUCAGGAUCACAGGCCAUCAAGGCAUUAAAAGAAGAGGGUGUCCAGACAGUUCUUGUUAACCCUAACAUUGCUACUGUACAGACAUCAAAGGGAUUGGCCGAUAAGGUUUAUUUCCUUCCCAUCACAUUAGACUAUGUUACCCAGGUUAUCCAAAGUGAGCGACCAGGAGGUAUUCUCCUUGCAUUUGGUGGUCAAACUGCUCUUAACUGUGGCAUUGAGUUGAGGGAUAAGAAUGUUCUAGAGGAAUACAAUGUCAAGGUGUUGGGUACCCCUGUUAGUUCUAUCGUAUGCACAGAAGACAGACAAAUGUUUGCUGAAAAAUUGAAAGGAAUUAAUGAAAAAGUUGCACCAAGUCAGCCAGCAUGUUCUGUUGAACAGGCUAUUUCAGCUGCCGAGAGGAUAGGUUAUCCAGUCAUGGUACGAGCGGCUUUCGCACUAGGAGGGUUAGGAUCAGGUUUUGCCGACAACAAGGAACAGUUGAUUGCUUUGGCAUCAGUGGCUUUUGCUAACACUAAACAGAUUAUUGUUGACAAAUCCUUGAAAGGAUGGAAAGAAAUUGAGUAUGAAGUCGUCAGAGAUGCUUUUGACAACUGUAUCACAGUUUGUAACAUGGAGAAUGUGGAUCCUCUAGGAAUCCAUACAGGAGAGUCUAUAGUGGUUGCACCCAGUCAAACCCUGAGUAAUGAUGAAUAUAACAUGCUUCGUAGCACAGCAAUAAAGGUUAUUAGGCACUUGGGUGUGGUCGGCGAAUGCAAUAUCCAGUAUGCACUAGACCCUAACUCCAAAGAAUAUUACAUCAUAGAGGUUAAUGCCCGAUUGUCAAGAAGUUCUGCAUUGGCAUCUAAAGCCACAGGGUACCCACUAGCUUAUGUAGCAGCAAAGUUAGCAUUGGGCAAACCUCUUCCAGAGCUACACAACUCUGUCACAAACAAAACAACUGCUUGUUUUGAACCUAGUCUGGACUAUGUGGUAGUGAAAAUCCCUCGAUGGGACUUAAAGAAGUUUAACAAAGUCAGCACAAAGAUUGGAAGUUGCAUGAAGAGCGUUGGAGAAGUAAUGGCGAUUGGUAGAAAAUUUGAAGAAGCUCUCCAAAAAGCGAUCAGAAUGGUUGACGAGGGCAAUCUGGGAUUUGACUCUCAUAAGCAUACUCCUUCAGAUGUGGAAUUAAAUCAGCCGUCAGACAACCGCAUCCAUGUCCUAGCAGCAGCGUUGAAGGAGGGUUACACCAUAGACAGGCUGUAUGAGUUGACUAAGAUCGACAAAUGGUUUCUAAGCCGCAUGAAGYGUAUUACUGAUUAUAAUGCACUGUUAAAGUCUUAUAGGACUGAAACAGCUAAGGGUGUAUCAUCUCACACACAAUUGUCACAAAUAGACAAGGCACCUGAGAUCACUUAUGAACAUCUGUUAAGAGCAAAGCAGCUUGGCUUCUCAGACAAGCAAAUAGCCAAGUGCAUUCACAGCACUGAAUUGGCUGUCAGAAAACUCCGUCUUGAAAUGCAAAUCACUCCAUUCAUGAAGCAAAUAGACACAGUAGCAGCUGAGUAUCCGGCAUGUACUAACUAUUUAUAUCUGACUUACAAUGCCAUGGAGGAUGACCUUACAUUUCCUGGAAAUGCCAUCAUGGUACUUGGUUCUGGGGUGUAUAGGAUUGGUAGUAGUGUUGAGUUUGACUGCUGUGCUGUGGGAUGUAUAAGAGAACUAAGAAAACUUGGUAAGCAAACAAUCAUGGUCAACUACAACCCUGAAACUGUGAGCACAGACUAUGACGAGUGUGACAGGCUGUACUUUGAUGAAAUAUCUUUUGAGAGUGUGAUGGAUAUCUAUACAAAGGAGAACCCAGAAGGAAUUAUUCUUAGUAUGGGUGGACAGCUACCCAAUAACAUAGCCAUGCACCUACAUAGACAACAGGCAAGGAUUUUAGGGACAUCGCCAGAAUCAAUUGACAAUGCAGAAAAUAGAUUCAAAUUCUCCAGAAUGUUAGACAAUAUUGGAAUGCUACAACCUCAAUGGAAAGAGCUUACUACCAUUAAGAAUGCAAAAGAAUUCUGUCAGGCAGUUGGUUAUCCCUGUCUUGUGCGACCAUCAUAUGUCCUUAGUGGUGCAGCCAUGAUUGUGGCAUAUAACGACAAUGAUCUUGACAACUACCUCACCAGUGAUGUGUUCCUCUCAAGGGACCAUCCUGUUGUCAUCUCCAAGUUUAUUCAAGAAGCCAAGGAAAUUGAUGUAGAUGCCAUUGCUUGUGAUGGAGAAGUGGUUGCUAUAGCAAUAUCUGAGCAUGUAGAGAAUGCAGGAGUGCAUUCUGGAGAUGCUACUAUGGUGUUACCUCCACAAGACAUGAAUUCUGAGACCAUCAGCAAGAUAAGAAAGAUCUGUUAUGCUAUUGGAGAAGCUUUGUCUGUGACGGGACCCUUCAACAUGCAGCUAAUAGCCAAGGAUAACCAACUGAAAGUGAUUGAAUGCAACCUCCGUGUUUCUCGCUCCUUCCCUUUCGUCUCCAAAACCCUGGAUCACGACUUUGUUGCUAUGGCGACUAGGGUCAUCUGUGAUGUGAAAGUAGAGUCUGUUCUGGAUCUUGAUGGUCAGGGACGAGUUGGAGUCAAGGUUCCUCAGUUCUCGUUUUCUCAGCUGGCCGGUGCAGACUGCAGGCUUGGGGUAGAGAUGGCAAGUACUGGAGAGGUGGCUUGCUUUGGUGAGAAUCGUUACGAGGCUUACCUCAAGGGAUUACUGAGCACUAAAUUCAAGAUGCCAAAGAAAACCAUUCUCUUGUCUAUUGGAAGUUUCAAUUCCAAGAACGAGCUGCUUCCCAGCGUCAGGACGUUAAAGGAGCUUGGAUUUACUCUCUAUGCUAGUCUAGGUACUGCUGACUUCUAUUCGGCUCAUGGGGUAGAGGUCAUUCCAGUUGACUGGCCAGCAGAAGAGGGCAACACUGAUGAUAAUGGAGAAUGCAGCAUCACAGAACAUCUAUCACAAAACAAGUUUGACCUGUUUAUCAACCUUCCACUGAGAAGUCACGGAGGUAUUAGGACCGCUACCUUGGUUACACAUGGAUACAAGACAAGAAGGAUGGCUAUCGACUUCUCUGUUCCCCUGAUAACUAACAUUAAAUGCGCCAAGCUGUUCGUUGAGGCCCUGAAGAGAGUAGGUGGUGCACCAAGGCUCAAGACCCACAUUGACUGCAUGUCCUCGGCUCGUAUCCUUCGCCUUCCAGGGUUGAUUGACGUUCAUGUUCAUCUACGAGAACCAGGCGCUACUCAUAAAGAAGACUUUAUGUCCGGUACAGCUGCAGCCUUGGCUGGUGGCGUUACCAUGGUGCUUGCUAUGCCUAAUACUAAUCCUCCGCUGGUAGAUGAAAAUGCUUUUAACCUGGCAAAGAAGCUUGCUGCCAAAGGAGCACUCUGUGAUUACGGUAUCUAUCUUGGUGCUGGCCCGGACAACUAUGACACUAUCAAGAACUUUGGCCAUCUAGCAGCAGGACUCAAGAUGUACUUGAAUGAGACAUUUACAACACUACGACUAGAUGACCUGACUCUGUGGAUCAAGCAUUUAGAGAACUGGCCUAAACACCUUCCAAUCGUAUGUCACGCUGAAGGUAGAACUACUGCUGCUAUCUUGUUAUUGGCUGAGCUGGCUGAGAGACCGGUACAUAUAGCACAUGUAGCACGCAAAGAAGAGAUUCUUGUGAUCAAAGCAGCGAAGGAACGAGGCAUGGCCGUCACCUGUGAAGUGGCACCUCACCAUCUGUUCUUGACCCAAGAUGACGUGGAGAGGAUUGGACACAACUGGAUCAAAGUUAAGCCACCCAUCGUCACUAAAGAAGAUCAGGACGCGCUAUGGGAAAACUUGGAGUAUAUUGAUUGUUUCGCUACGGACCAUGCUCCUCACACAGUCGAAGAAAAAAACUCUGACAACGCUCCCCCCGGAUUUCCUGGCUUAGAGACCAUGCUACCAUUAUUGCUCACGGCUGUGCACCAAGAACGCCUGACUGUUGAUGACAUAGUAGAGAAACUYUACCACAAUCCCCGCCGCAUCUUUGGCCUACCCGAACAGAAAGACACGUACAUUGAGGUGGAGAUUGGUAACGAAUGGACGAUCCCUAAAGCCAUGACGUAUUCAAAGUCUCAAUGGACUCCCUUCGCUGGAAUGAAAGUCUUUGGGAUGGUUCGUCGUGUUGUUCUGAGGGGAGAGAUUGCUUGUAUCGAUGGCAAGGUGCUCGCUAAACCAGGAUUUGGCGAGGAUGUACGAAUCAUAAGUCCCCUACCAUCGGGUGUUGUGUACGGACCAUAUUUACCACCAGCCAUCACGAAGGUGCUCGCUCAACCAGGAUUUGGCGAGGAUGUACGAAUCGUCAGUCCCUUGCCAUCAGGUGUCGUGCACGGACCUCAUUUACCUCCGGCCAUCACCAAGGUACCUACCAGUCCAAGGAAAAAGGAAGCCCGUCAUUGGCAGUUGCCUCCACCAGUACAUCGUGCUGUCGGCCCGGAGCCGAUAUCUGCUGCUCUCGAGGGUUCCCCACACGUAGUGGAAGUGAUGUCACAUGGUACCGCGACCCCAAAGACUCCAACUCUGACCCAGGGUCCCGCUUUUGUCAUUCCACAYCACCCCUCUCAGGCACUUCGUGUCCCUGCUCACGUGAUCACUGGUAAUAUCAUCAGCGCCAGUCAGUUCUCUAAAGAACAGCUUCACACCAUCUUUAAUGUUGCUCAUGAAAUGCGUAAAAUGGUUCACCGAGAAGGUGGAAACAAUCUUCUUAAGGGUCGUGUAAUGGCGUCCAUGUUCUACGAGGUCAGCACCCGUACAUCCUCAUCGUUUGCUGCUGCUAUGCAGAGGCUGGGUGGCACUGUCAUCAACAUCGGCGCGUCUGACUCGUCGACAAAGAAAGGAGAGACCCUCUCGGAUACCGUUCAAGUCAUGUCCUCAUACUGUGACGUGGUAGUAAUCAGACACCCAGUGCCUGGAGCGGUUCAGGAAGCAGCCAAGAAUUGUCACAAACCAGUGUUCAAUGCUGGCGAUGGUGUGGGAGAGCACCCGACCCAGGCUCUCCUCGAUGUCUUCACCAUAAGAGAGGAGAUUGGUACUGUCAAUGGUUUAACGGUAACUAUGAUUGGGGAUUUGAAGAAUGGUCGUACAGUUCACUCCCUUGCAAGGCUACUGUGUCUUUACCGCGUGACUCUACGCUACGUCUCGCCUCCAAGUCUACAAAUGCCAGACUCUGUUAAGGAAUAUGUGCGACAGAGGGGUAUUGUACAGGAAGAAUACACGUCUUUACAGGAAGCCAUACACGACACUGAUGUGUUGUACGUGACGAGGAUCCAACGAGAACGGUUCGAAACGCAGGGAGAGUAUGACAAGGUCUUUGGAAGUUACGUCGUGACUCCACAGACUUUGAACGAAGCCAAAGAAAAGAUGGUUGUCAUGCAUCCCUUACCACGCAUCAAUGAGAUAAGCGUUGAAGUGGAUUCUGACCCUCGAGCUGCCUACUUUCGUCAAGCCGAGUUUGGUAUGUACGUAAGAAUGGCUCUUUUGGCGCUCGUGCUUGGAAAGUAAAUCAUCGUGAAUCCAUCGAGAAAAAAAUGACUGGGAGGUCAUUGGGAGAAAAUCACGAAAUCAUCAAGGGAAAAUCGGAAAUCAUCGAAAGAAAAUCGGAAAGUCAUUGGAAAAAACUUGGGAGAUUAUUGUAAAAUCAUCGGAAAGCCAUAAGGAAAAUCUAUUAUAUUAUCUAUUAUAUAUUGUUUUCAUCAUAUUUUUCAUUACUGUUCCUGUUGAAAAAAACUACGUAUCGCAAAUCUCGACGUUGAACUAACUUUGGUUUUGUUCUUUACAUGUUUUCUGUUAUUUAUUUCCUUCAAUUAUGUAGCCUGGGGUAAGCGGGGGCAGUGGGGUGAGGAACUAGAGCCUCCUCGGUUCCACCCAACAGCUCCCCUUAACCCCUUACGCCUUGGGCUGCUACGUAGACUAUUCAAUUUAAGGUGUUUCUACCAUUAUUUGUUGCAUUCCAAGACUGGGAUGUAAUUGGGUUCCAUGGGUUAACAGAACAAUAGCUUUAAUAUCAGAAAACAAUUAUGAAAGAAUAUAUGAGGGAUGUGUGGAGAGAAAUAGGCUCAGUUAGGCAGGAAAGGGUCUUAAAAGGAGGAUUGUGUUUGAACGAGAGGAAAAUUAAACUCGUUCCCAAAGCCUUUGGAUAUUCGAGGAAAGCUUGCUAAAAAAAUAGGCGCUUUGAGAUUUGCAAAAUCUUCGACGGCAAAGUCAACCGGAAGCGUAAAUAAUUUUAAUUGGAAAUUUCAUUCAAAACAUUAGCAAAGUCAAUUCAUCCACAGGAAAGACAGUCUGUAAAAGCGCGAAACCUUAAAGUGAAGUUAUUUACGUUUUCGGUUGACAUCGCCCUCAUAGAUUUUGUUAUAUUAAAAGUCCCUAAAGGCAAGCGUCACUAACAGUUGUAUCUAAACUACUAUUAAUUGGAAUUGCUAAUAAAGUAUUUAAGCAAA
This is a messenger RNA of Actinia tenebrosa (Australian red waratah sea anemone), 7814 nucleotides long. RefSeq names its product multifunctional protein CAD. Lineage: Eukaryota; Metazoa; Cnidaria; Anthozoa; Actiniaria; Actiniidae. Gene Ontology annotation, biological process: L-arginine biosynthetic process; L-glutamine metabolic process; 'de novo' pyrimidine nucleobase biosynthetic process. Gene Ontology annotation, cellular component: cytoplasm; carbamoyl-phosphate synthase complex. Gene Ontology annotation, molecular function: metal ion binding; hydrolase activity, acting on carbon-nitrogen (but not peptide) bonds, in cyclic amides; ATP binding. The record is from RefSeq and is a predicted model, not a curated record.